UGAAAGUUAUCGUCCUCUAUAAAGCCGGCACGUUUCCUCUAGUAAUCACACUUCGACUACAGACUUACGACUACUGCCAAGUAAAGUUACUUGAAAAUCAACAAUGGCCUCUCGCAUACCUGGGCUCUUCCUUGCUUUGUGCGUCCUCUGGUGUUGCACAUGGGAGACCUUCGGAGACAGUAAUACUGUACAAGAUUGCUGCUUGCAUGUCAGCAACCAUCCUAUUCCAUUCAAACUGGUGAAAAGCUACAAAAAGCAGGAGCUGAGUAAUGGCUGUCUCAUUGAGGCCAUUGUGUUCAUUACCAUAAAAAACAAGAGUCUAUGUGCACCUGUUAAUUCUCGUUGGGUUACAGCUCUGCAGAAGAAGAUUGACAAGAAAUUACAGUCAUAUAAAACAGUUCCAGGGAGAAAUGAAUCCUUUAGGAACUAAGGCAGAUAUAUCUCAACUCUUUCCUGGUGGACUUUUUGUGGAUUUUUUUGCAAAUGUGAAAAUUGAAGCAGGUUAGCACAGUUGCUGUCUGGAAAAAAUAGUGAGAUUUGCUGGGCUCUUUGAUGUUCUGCAUGUAUCUGAAAAUCCCAGCCUGCAUUUAAUGUUUUCAUUUAGGCUUUUACGUUCAUUUUCAUAAACACGCUUUAAAAAAGUGUAUAUUUCUGCUCAAUCUGCAAAUAUGAUUUUAUUUUUUUCAAAAGCCAGGCUGAUUUUGGCAUGUGCAUUUUUUGCUGUUAAGGAGCAUUUUUACCUUCAUGAUUUUGGUCUUUGCAAAAAAAGAAAAAAAACAAAAUCUAUUAAUUUGUUAAACUGAACAAGUUUCAUCCCUUUCUAAAUUAGGCAAAUUAUUGAAUUAAAGAAAAGUUGUCAACUGAUAAAAAAGUUAAUUUUCCCAUUUUAUGUAUUUUUAAAUUUAUAUUGAUGAAUUAAACAUCAAAUACAGACAUUUAAUGUUAAAUUAAAUGUAAUGUUAGUCAUCUUUGUAUUUCUCUAAAUUUGGAUUCCUCAUUUUCAGUUGUUCCCCACUGUACACAAAGUUUCAUGUUAAACCUGUAAUUUAUAAAGAAUUAAAACUCAAUGUUUGUCAUAUUAUCCUGUCACUUCAUGCCCUGUCUGACAGCAUUAAAGACUAUUGUAGAAUGUAUAUGAAUGUAUGUGAAUAUUUUAAAUUCAUGUGUUAUAUUAAUAACAUUUUUGUACUUUUAUAAUAAAAUGUAUUCAUAAACUCUUAAA
This is a messenger RNA of Erpetoichthys calabaricus (reedfish), 1222 nucleotides long. Its product is annotated as C-C motif chemokine 19-like. Gene Ontology annotation, cellular component: extracellular region. The transcript is spliced from 4 exons. Gene Ontology annotation, molecular function: CCR chemokine receptor binding; chemokine activity. NCBI's taxonomy places the organism in Eukaryota, Metazoa, Chordata, Cladistia, Polypteriformes, Polypteridae. The record is from RefSeq and is a predicted model, not a curated record. Bases 104 to 430 code for a protein of 108 amino acids. Gene Ontology annotation, biological process: immune response; cellular response to type II interferon; positive regulation of ERK1 and ERK2 cascade.